Molecule: messenger RNA, 1119 nt
Organism: Humulus lupulus (European hop)
Lineage: Eukaryota; Viridiplantae; Streptophyta; Magnoliopsida; Rosales; Cannabaceae
Product: probable xyloglucan endotransglucosylase/hydrolase protein 33
Exons: 4
Coding region: 1-939 (312 amino acids)
Biological process (GO): xyloglucan metabolic process; cell wall biogenesis
Cellular component (GO): apoplast; cell wall
Molecular function (GO): hydrolase activity, hydrolyzing O-glycosyl compounds; xyloglucan:xyloglucosyl transferase activity
Source: RefSeq, a predicted model, not a curated record
AUGGCAUUUUUGCAAGUUCAAUUACCCUUUUCUGUUUUCUUAUUCUUUUCCAUAUCAGUAUUGGUUUCUUCUGCACGCAUUAGGCGUUACACACCUCCAAGUGUUACACAUUUGACAGAUCUCUUCCCUCACAUUCCUGUUAGUGAUGGAUAUUCUAACUUCUUUGGAGAGACAAAUAUACAGCUCACUGGUAAUGGAUCCAUGGCAACUCUUACUCUUGACAAAUCCUCAGGUUCUGGAUUAGCCUCUAAAAACAAAUACCAAUAUGGAUUCUUUAGUGCUGCAAUUAAGCUGCCAUCUGGUCUCUCUUCUGGAGUUGUGGUGGCUUUUUAUUUGUCCAAUGCAGAUGUUUUCCCUCACAAUCAUGAUGAAAUCGACAUAGAAUUACUUGGACAUGACAAGAGAAACGACUGGGUUUUCCAAACAAAUGUAUAUGCAAAUGGAAGUGUUAGUACCGGGAGAGAAGAGAAAUUCUACCUCUGGUUUGACCCAACUGCAGAGCACCACCAUUACAUCAUCCUCUGGAACAGUCAUCAUAUAGUGUUUCUGGUUGACAAUGUACCAGUGAGAGAGUUUCCUCGCAACAAUGCUGUUUUCCCAUUAAAACCCAUGUCAGUUUACGCCACCAUAUGGGAUGGUUCGCAGUGGGCCACUCAUGGUGGAAAGUACCCAGUCAACUACAGAAACGCACCGUUUAUAGCUUCUUUUUCAGAGAUGGAGAUGAGUGGCUGCGUUUCGAACCAAAAAGCAGCAGGGCCAGAUGGUGUUUCAUGUUCUAAGAACAACCCUUCGAAUUUGGACCCGGUGGAGGGCCAGGAGUUCGCCACUCUUUCGAAACAGCAGGUUACAGCCAUGGACUGGGCCAGAAGCAAGCUCAUGGUUUACUCUUACUGUAAAGAUACAUCAAGGUUCAAAGUCAUGCCCCCUGAGUGCAAAUGAAAUAAUCAUCAUCAUCACCGUUGAUUGGAAUGUGUUCGACGAUUAACCACACAAGGCUUUACAAUAGUAUUUUUUACUGAUAAUUUUUUUUCUUCUUGAAAUGGAAAAUAAAUUACAUUUCACUACUGUAACCCCAUUUACCAUAUUAUAAAGAAAGCUCUUUGAGCUUAUUAUACACAA